Aphanomyces invadans is the source of this 2196-nucleotide messenger RNA. RefSeq lists its product as hypothetical. The transcript is spliced from 4 exons. Lineage: Eukaryota; Oomycota; Saprolegniomycetes; Saprolegniales; Verrucalvaceae. The record is from RefSeq and is a predicted model, not a curated record. The coding region runs from base 17 to 1132 and encodes 371 amino acids.
CGCAGCGAAGGCGUGGAUGGCAUCCCAUCGACGCACGUCCAUGGGCAUGUUGCUCUGGUAUGCCGUCGUGUCGUGUUGUUACAUUGACGCCCAGCCCGUGGGAGACUCGCCCGAGUCGUGCUGUGCUACGUGCCUCGCCCAGCCCAAAGUGGGCAGCGCUGACGCCGUCGACUUUACGGCGUGCGCCGCCGCUCAAACCACGUGCUGCUUUGACAAAACGUGCCAGCCUGCCGUGUUCGGCCAGCCAACGUACGACCUCACGCUCAUGACGUUUGCCGACACGGACAUGCGAUUCCCGGCCGGCAACUGGCUGCGCCUGCAAUGGCCCGCCGCCAUGGACGUCAAGUACCUCGCGCUAAAAACUGGCCAGCCCAAGACGACGCAAGUGACGAACGCGAGCGCGGCGGCCACGCCCAAGGCUGGCGGGUUCUUUUUCAUCUGCCCCGCCGUGGAAGGCAAGGUGUUCUUGCGAGCGUUUGCACAGGGCGGGUGCAUCGCGUCCAAGGAGCUCUCGAUCACAAUUACGCCAGGCAAUGGAUCGACGUGCUCGGACGCGGUGCCAGCUGCGCCAGUGUCCACGGGCGACUGCGACCCAGUGCGAGGGGCCAUGCUGAACGGCGUGUGCACGUGCUUGGAGGACUUUGCUGGCCCCCCGCAAUGUCUGCGAAACGCGUUCUGGAAGCGGUGGGGCCAGAUCAUUACGUAUGCUGCUGGCGGGCUGUCGACGAUCACGGCCAUGUUUGGGUUCUACAGGUUUUACAAGAUGCGGAAGUCCACCAAGGCGGCGGCCAACCAGCGGCUGUCGGUCAUGCUGCCGCACCACCUUAGCGACCAUGGAGCCGAUGGCAGCACCGUUGAGUCUCCCCAACACACGAAUGCGGUCUCGAUAACAACUCCAUCCAAGAAGGUGGCGCCACCAGCGUCGAAGGACGUCAUCCAGCACGCCCCGAAACAAGUCCGAUUGACCAAGUUGAACGCACUCGAAGUCGAUUGCUGCCGCGACGUUGCCGAGUCUUCGAUGGGAUCGUCCAUGUCUGACGUGGUGCUGCUCGACUGCAGCGCUGCGUCGCCCGGCUACCACCACGACGCAGCCACAGCAAACGGCCGGACUUCGCAUGAGUUUACGUUGUAGCACGAGUAGGAUGGGAACUUUAAAUUUGUGGUUUUACAUGUCGCUUCCGUGGACCAUGGAGAGAGGGGAAGCAUGGCAUGGCGAGUGCGCUGGCCAACGCAUUUCUAGUGUGAGCAGCACACACUUACGCACCAAGCACCUCCGUCGCACACCCCUCGCGGAAGUCAGGAUAUCGCGGCAGUGGUUUAGCCGAGGGUGAUACCGAAGCCGAACUUGUGGGCAUCGCCUUCGAAGUUCUUCACGUCCACUUGGGCGGAAGUGGUCAACGACACAAACGGGCGCAACUUUUGGAUCGACGCCAACGACAAAAUGCCUUCCGAAUCGACCUUGGCAAGGUACGUAGUGUCCUUGUCAGCGGUGUAGCGACCACCGACCGUCAACGUGUUGCCGCCGGUCUUCGAGUCAAAGUCGUACACGGCAGAGUAGGUGACGUCCUUGCUGGGGGAGUGAACGAACGAGGUGACAAGGUUCUUGCAGAACUUCUUGGCGACAAUCGACGCUUCAAAGUCUGCGGCCUUGUACCCGAUAGCACCACCGUAGUCCGAGACAGCUUGCUUUUCCAACGAGAACGCGGUGGUACCACCGACGACGAAGUUGUCGUAGUGAAAUACACCGUUUUGAGUCACGUUGUUGCCGGCGACGUCAAUUUCGGUGUGGGUCGUGAACGCGUCUUGGGUGUACUUGAGGUCGACCGUGGCAACUUGCUUGGCGUUCUUGCCACCGUCUUCGAGCUUAAAGCCGAGCUUCAAGUUGUCGACCAACGCGUUGUUGAUCUCGGCUUCACCAAUCAAGCGGCCUUGGGUCGUGACUUGGAGCUUGGUGACGUUCAACCCGCUCGAGUGGUUGAAGCUCGCGCCGAGCUUGGCGAGGAUCGACUUGUUGGCACCCAACGAACCUUCCGUCGUGAACGUGACGCCGUUGGCCGAUUUGGUCUUGACCUUCAACUUGCGGGAGAAAUCGUAAUCGUCCGAGAUCGUGUUGUUGGCCUUCUUGCCGAUGUCUUUGUACAGGGUCGCGGGCAUGGUGCUGCUUUGAUGUGAGGGGGACGCGGCAGAUUCGAAAGU